This is a messenger RNA of Cyclocybe aegerita, 3462 nucleotides long. The record is from the annotation of a GenBank genome assembly. NCBI's taxonomy places the organism in Eukaryota, Fungi, Basidiomycota, Agaricomycetes, Agaricales, Hemipholiotaceae.
AUGUCGACUACUACCAUGCAAUUCGGUCCUGAGUGGAUGCGCACCAAGCACCAAGCACUCCCAAAGUCCCAACCGCCGCCGUCUCCACCGCCUUCUAAUACCGCCAAUUCAGGUCUGUCGACCUAUUCUGCUCUUGUCUCCGCGACACCCCCCGCCUCGUCUGAUACAGCUGAUGAAUCCCACCCAUUCCGAUAUUCCAAAGAGGAUCUCCUCAAAAUCUACCAGGAAGGGGGUGGCAAGGGAGGUCUAGGCUUGGAGGUGGAACGCUGGGAGGGGGUUGUGCGCGAGGCUGGAGUCGAACCUGUCAGCUUGCGUGACAUGACUGAGGCAGAGAAGAAAGUUCGUUGUGGUCGUUUACGCGCGGUGUACCCGCUUACACAGAUGCAGCUUUUUGCAGGGCCAAUCAAUUCUGAACUUCGUCGACGUCCAAGCCAGUCAAUGGAUUACCUUUCACCUCUCAAUACUUCGGGUCUUGACCGCCCUCGACUGACUCACGGCAAUUCUGCCACUACUAACAGCCCUCUACGUGAGCGCUUCGGAGCGAUCAAACGCAGAGACAGCUCAGGUGGCAGCUCAGACCCCACAAUGCUCACCAUUCCGCGAAAGCCUUCGCUGUCCGCCCUGCAGGGUCCUACCCUUUCGCCUCGUGAAGCCUCGCCUCGAACACGCGUUGGAUAUACUCCCAACUUCGAUGGCGUUCUCAACAGCGGGGAGUCAUGGGUUGCCAGGCGCCGUGCUUCAGAGGCGUCUAUGAAGCCUGCAAACGGACAGAUUCGGGAGGAACUUGACCCUGGUGCCAAGGCUGGUGGCAUACUUGAGGAAAAAGAAGACGAAUCUGCUGGCAUUUCGCGAACUCAUCAAGCAGAUGGCUCAUUUUUGUCGUCAUCGUCUUCGCCUCAGAUUCUAUCAGCUGAACCGCAGCUAUAUGUCGGGACAGCGAACAAUGCGAACAAUCCAAAUGCAUUCUUGUUGAAUGGGACGUCAAGCGCGCAUAGCCAACCAAAUCACGCAGAAGUUGGCCCUCCUCCAGGUUUGGUUGAUCUGGCGGCUGUGGAGUGGUCGUAUAAGGAUCCGACGGGUCAGGUUCAAGGUCCUUUCCGAGCGGAUCUGAUGCAGAAGUGGUUCAACGAUGGGUAUUUCUCACCAGAUUUGCCCAUGAAACGCACCCGUUAUGACACCCAAUGGACAACUGUUGAAGAGCUCAUCAAUCGAGUACCGAACGAGAAUAUCUUCCUAUCACCGUUGAACGUCCUGGCCCCUGCUCAAGCUUUAGAAAGCAAUCAUUCGUUGCAAAAUUAUGGGGCUCCCGACAAUGUUUUCCACGAACCUUUCCAACCGGCACCCAUUCGAACCCUACGCUCCUCUGCUUUAGAAUCAUAUUUGGCAAGUGGCUCGAUGCAUUCCGACUCUCCAUCCUCUUCCUUCGGCGCUUCACAGUUCGGCAAUCCCUCUCCAGAUCCUUCGACCUUUGGUGGCAGGGACUCUAGGGGGUUUUUUACAGGCGGUGACGCAGUCAACCGAAUGCAAGGCUUCUCCGUUCAAGAUCCUGGCUCGAACUUGGAAAGGCGCACCACGGGCCACGAAUAUGGUCAUGAUCAGGGGCCUUCCUUCGGCAACUUCAUUCCAGAGCGAGGCAUAGGCUUGAACGGCCACGGUUACAACACUUUACAGGAUCCUUGGUCAAUUGCUUCAACUGCGCCAUCCUCCGGAUUCGGCGGUCCAAGAGAGCCCGUUUCUUCCAAUCAACGUCUUGCAACUUUUGCCCACGACGCGCUUCAAGGGACAUUCAACCAAGGGGUCUAUCCAAACGAUAACUUCAGCGCACAGCGUUCUGGAUCCGGAGAUAUGAACUUCACUCGGUAUGAUUUCGUUGGGCAGACCUUCCACGCCCCGCAAGAGCAGCAACAGUACGCAUCGCCCAUGAGAGACUUCAACGAAGAACGCCAAACCUCAAAUGCAUUUGGAUAUUCUCCUCAGAUUCAACACAAUGUUGUUGCCGGUAUAGCUGUUCAAUCGUCGUGGAACAACGGCGCUGAUUUGUCGCACGUCAACCAAACGGUGCCCGAUGAAACUACCCAACUGCCUCUGGCGACUGCUUCUCAGAUCAAUCUCACGGAGUCGCGACAAUCCUCGGAACUUGUCCCAGAGGCUCUUCCGCAGGGCGAAGCUGCUGUCACCAGUAAUCUGACCGUCGGCAACCUUGGUCAUCACAACCAACAGCAGGAGCAGCUUUCAAACAAGCUCAAAAAAGUUUCCAUCGAAUCAGUCGAGCAGAGUAUUCCUACUCCUUCUGAAUCUAUCUCAGUAUCUGAGGUGUCUGUUCCACAACCACCCAUAGCUUCGGCGAAGGCCUCGAAUAAGAGCACUCAGGCGUCCCCCGUCGCUAGAGCUGUGCCAGCCCCUGCAGAUGCUGCUGCUGCUGCCCCGUCAAAGUUAGCUUGGGCAAUCGAAGAGGAGGGGAAGAAGAAGAAGAAAAGGCCAGGCCCUGCUAUCAGCUUGCGGGAGAUUCAAGAAGCCGAGGCCAAGAAAUUGGAGGGUCGUAAAGCUGCUGAAAGAGAGAAGGAGAGGGUUGCUCGUGCCUCUGCUACCGAGGCCAAAGAGGAUGUGCAACCUUUUACUGCUUCUUGGGGUCUACCGACUUCGCAAACAGGCGCCCGCAGUGCUACUAUCCGGGAAACGCCUGUAACUCCGGCAUCGCCAGCCAGCGCUGCACCUGUCUGGACAACAGCCACCAAGCCUCCUGCUGCGAAGAAGACGAUGAAGGAGAUCCAGGAAGAGGAAAAGCGCAAAAAGGCUGCGGCGAAGGAGGCAGCUACCCCAGCAGCACCACUCAAACGCGCUUACGCCGAGACGACGACCAAGGUUCUUCCUGCCGCCCAGAAUGGCGCUUGGACCACAGUCGGGCCGAAUGGGAAGACUUCAGCUGCUAUAGCGGCUCCUGCUAAACCUGCUCCGCCUCCGCAAACCUCGACGACUUUCACUAAUACUGCUGCGUCAACGUCAGCGCCGCGUGCUAGUGCCUCUCCUGUCCAACGAGCUCCCAAUCUGGCGUUGAAGACGCGGCCAGUUCCAACUAAGGCAGAGGAAUUAUUCGAGGCUCCUUCUCACGACUUCUUGAAGUGGUUGUCUGAUUCGCUGAAGGGAUUAAAUAGUUCAGUGAAUGUGGAGGAAAUCGUAUCCAUGUUAUUAUCUUUCCCUCUGGAUCCUGAUUCAUUGACGCUGGAAAUCAUCUCCGAUACCAUCUACUCCAACAGCACAACAUUAGAUGGAAGACGUUUCGCGUCGGAGUUUGUGGCAAAGCGCAAGGCUGACGCUGCUUUACGUGCGAAGGGGGCUUCAGGUUCUAAAGCUCCAGCCAAGCCCGUGUCUAUAGCAGAUGUUGUGAAGGCAACACCGAAGCCCAGCCAACCUGAGUGGGGGUUCAAGGUGGUUAACAAGAAGAAGAAAGGUGGACGCUCAUAA